AUGGGUGUGUUUGACCGCGGAGUUCAGAUGCUUCUGACCACGGUGGGGGCCUUUGCCGCCUUCAGCCUUAUGACCAUCGCCGUGGGGACAGACUACUGGUUGUACUCGCGCGGUGUCUGCAAGAUCAAGAGCACCAACGAGAACGAGACCAGCAAGAAGAAUGAGGAGGUGAUGACGCACUCGGGCCUCUGGAGGACCUGCUGCCUGGAAGGUUCUUUUAAAGGCAUGUGUAAGCAGAUAGAUCACUUCCCAGAGGAUGCUGAUUAUGAGGCAGAUGCUUCCGAGUACUUCCUACGCGCUGUACGAGCCUCCAGCAUCUUCCCCAUCCUGAGUGUGAUCCUGCUCUUCAUGGGGGGGCUGUGCAUCGCCGCCAGCGAGUUCUACAAGUCACGCCACAACAUCAUCCUCAGCGCCGGUAUCCUCUUUGUCUCCGCAGGCCUGAGCAACAUCAUAGGAAUCAUUGUGUACAUAUCAGCCAACGCUGGGGACCCUUCCAAGAGUGACUCCAAGAAGAACAGCUACUCCUACGGCUGGUCCUUCUACUUCGGCGCCCUCUCCUUCAUCAUGGCCGAAAUGGUGGGCGUGCUGGCCGUGCACAUGUUCAUCGACCGCCAUCGGGAGUUGCGCGUGGGGGCGCGAGCCGCCGACUACCUCCAAGGUGCUGCCAUCACGCGCAUCCCCAGCUACCGCUACCGCUAUCGACGCCGCUCACGCUCUUCGUCCCGGUCCACGGAUCCCUCGCACUCCCGCGAGGCGUCGCCGCCGGGCCUGAAGGCCUUCGGGACGCUGCCCUCCACCGAGCUGUCCAUGUACACGCUGCCCAAGGGCCAAACGGGCACCCCGACAGCCACCUACAACUCCACGGAGAGGGACCACAACUUCCUGCAGGUCCACAACUGUAUCCAGAAGGACCUGAAAGACUCAGGCGGCACCGCCAACCGACGCACCACACCAGUAUGA
Messenger RNA from Perca flavescens (yellow perch), 960 nucleotides. RefSeq names its product calcium channel, voltage-dependent, gamma subunit 2b (gene cacng2b). NCBI's taxonomy places the organism in Eukaryota, Metazoa, Chordata, Actinopteri, Perciformes, Percidae. Gene Ontology annotation, biological process: neurotransmitter receptor internalization; postsynaptic neurotransmitter receptor diffusion trapping; positive regulation of synaptic transmission, glutamatergic. Gene Ontology annotation, molecular function: voltage-gated calcium channel activity; channel regulator activity. The record is from RefSeq and is a predicted model, not a curated record. Gene Ontology annotation, cellular component: AMPA glutamate receptor complex; voltage-gated calcium channel complex; postsynaptic density membrane.